GAUGAUGAAGUAACAGAUACAGCCGAUGUGAUUGCAUGUCAACAGCAAGUACAUAUUAACCAUGAAGCCAUGCAUGUACCCUCACUUCAAAAUCCAUUUGGGAGUGAUGAAGACAAGCUAAUCUUUUUCAGUGGUCUUCGUGAGGUAAUUGCUCAGGACAUCACACCAGAGAGUUUCGGGUUGACACCAGUGGAGUGGGGCUCAGAUGGAUAUCCAACAAUUGAAUCUAUUUGCAUUGCCAAAGACAUGGACAUUUUGUUAGCAGACUCAAUUUGGUAUUCCCAGGCACAUCUAUGGUGCCAGGCUUUAUCCACAUUGUCAUAUUACUUA
Messenger RNA from Pisolithus orientalis, 330 nucleotides. RefSeq lists its product as uncharacterized. NCBI's taxonomy places the organism in Eukaryota, Fungi, Basidiomycota, Agaricomycetes, Boletales, Pisolithaceae. The transcript is spliced from 2 exons. The record is from RefSeq and is a predicted model, not a curated record. The annotation marks the transcript as partial.